AUGGGUCGUAUGCACGCUCCCGGUAAAGGUAUUUCUGAUUCUGCUCUUCCGUACCGACGGACUCAACCUACUUGGUUAAAGACUACAGCCGAAGACGUACGUGAACAAAUUUUCAAAUUUGCAAAAAAGGGUAUGACACCUUCACAAAUUGGUGUUCAACUCAGAGAUUCUCACGGUAUCGCACAAGUGAAGAGCGUUACCGGGAAUAAGAUUCUUCGUAUAUUGAAAUCAAAUGGAUUGGCACCUGAAAUUCCUGAAGAUUUAUAUCAUUUAAUCAAGAAAGCUGUUGCUGUUCGUAAACACUUAGAACGUAAUCGUAAAGAUAAAGACGCCAAAUUUAGAUUGAUCUUGAUUGAAUCUAGAAUUCAUCGUCUUGCCAGAUACUACAAGAAAGCUGGUCAAUUGGCUCCAAACUGGAAAUACGAAUCUUCAACUGCAAGCGCCUUGGUUGCUUAA
Molecule: messenger RNA, 456 nt
Organism: Rhizophagus irregularis DAOM 181602=DAOM 197198
Lineage: Eukaryota; Fungi; Glomeromycota; Glomeromycetes; Glomerales; Glomeraceae
Source: RefSeq, a predicted model, not a curated record